GAAAGAAGCUCGACAAUGGGAAUGAAUUCAUACACUUGUUAUAAGGUUCAAGAAAUCAGGCAUUACAUUAAUUUAUAAUAAUAAUAAGAAUGUAGAAACACAUUCACUCAAGAAGUUAAUCAAGGCAAUAUGACCCUUCAAGCUACAUCACCAAUUUAUCCAGCUGAUGCAACUGUACCCUAGAUGGCCACCAAUCAAAAACAGCAACAACAGCAAAGAAAAGAGGAAUAUAUUAAUGGAACCCUAUAGCUAUCUCAACUGUUAGCUUACAUCUGUAACUUCAAUUAAAUGUGUUUUGUGAGUCCAAUAAAUAGCUAACACACCAUAACAUAUGAUCAUUGAUAGAUUUGUAUCUAUUGUCAAACAUUUGUUGGUUUUCUAUCCUUGAGAAAAGAGAAACAAAAGAAUAGAAGAUAAUGAAGUUUCUUCCUGUCUCUAUUUUGUUGCUUCUUUUAUUAGGCAACAGUUUGUUUCCUCUGAAUUAUGCAGUUCCUUCCAUAAGUCUGCCUAACGAUAGAAAGGUUCCAGCAGUUUUUGUAUUUGGAGAUUCCAUUGUUGAUACAGGCAACAACAACUAUAUCAAAACUAGUGCUAAAUGCAACUUCCCACCUUAUGGGAGAGACUUCAUUGGUGGAAAACCAACUGGAAGAUUUAGCAAUGGAAGGGUCCCUUCCGACCUUAUAGCUGAAGCAUUAGGAGUAAAGAAAAUCUUGCCGGCAUAUCUUGAUCCAAAUCUGCAGCUUCAAGACCUCCUCACUGGAGUAUGCUUUGCCUCCGGCGGCAAUGGCUACGAUCCAAUUACAUCAACACUAGCGCCUGCGUUUUCCUUGUCCGAUCAAUUAAACCAGUUCAAAGAAUACACACAAAAGAUAAAAUCAGCUGUCGGAGAAGAAAGAAGUGCAGCGAUAUUAUCCAAAAGCGUCUUCGUAAUCUGCACAGGAGCCAACGACAUCGUCAAUAAUUAUUUUACUCUUCCUUUCAGAAGACUGCACUACGAUGUGAAUUCUUAUGCUGAUUUCUUGGUCAACUCGGCUUCAAGUUUUAUCCAGGAACUAUAUGGACUUGGAGCAAGAAGAUUUGGAGUGAUGAGUUUACCGCCAAUAGGAUGUGUGCCAUCACAAAGAACAGUUCGUGGGGGCAUACAAAGAGAGUGUUUCAAGGAAGCAAAUCAAGCAGCAGUCAUCUUCAAUUCCAAGCUCUCCUCAGCUCUUCUUUCUCUCAAUUCUACACUUCAUGAUGCUCUUGUUAUCUAUCUUGAUGUCUACAAUCCAUUGCUUUCCCUCAUUCAAAAUCCUGCUAAAUAUGGGUUUAAUGUGGGAAAUAAAGGAUGCUGUGGCACAGGAAAGAUAGAGGUGACAUACCUUUGCAAUAGCUUUGAUGACCCAUUAACCUGCAAAGAUGACACCAAAUACGUUUUCUGGGAUAGUUUCCAUCCUACAGAAAAGGCCUAUGAGACCCUUGUCACUAUUGUCCUCAACAAGGCUGGCAGUCUGUUCUGAAUUCAUUGUUAGCCCCUCACAUUGAUGAAAUUAUUAUUUAAUUGGGAAGAUAAGCAUCCUAUAUACAUUGUGUUUUGGUAUGUUGAAAAUAAUAAUGUAACCUAAACAUGUUUUGAUUGCAUAUUUCUCUAGCUGAUUUUAAGUGGAAAUGCAUGACAUCAAUCAAUAUAUGAAAAGUAUAAGAUGAUU
Messenger RNA from Ricinus communis (castor bean), 1688 nucleotides. RefSeq names its product GDSL esterase/lipase EXL3-like. The transcript is spliced from 5 exons. NCBI's taxonomy places the organism in Eukaryota, Viridiplantae, Streptophyta, Magnoliopsida, Malpighiales, Euphorbiaceae. Gene Ontology annotation, biological process: lipid metabolic process. The record is from RefSeq and is a predicted model, not a curated record. Gene Ontology annotation, cellular component: extracellular region. Gene Ontology annotation, molecular function: lipase activity. The coding region runs from base 417 to 1499 and encodes 360 amino acids.